Molecule: messenger RNA, 1070 nt
Organism: Ostrinia furnacalis (Asian corn borer)
Lineage: Eukaryota; Metazoa; Arthropoda; Insecta; Lepidoptera; Crambidae
Product: cysteine-rich PDZ-binding protein
Exons: 2
Coding region: 219-521 (100 amino acids)
Biological process (GO): cytoplasmic microtubule organization
Cellular component (GO): dendrite
Molecular function (GO): PDZ domain binding; microtubule binding
Source: RefSeq, a predicted model, not a curated record
UUGAAUCAGCAGCGCUGUCAAAGUUGUUUGUUGUCGUUUUGUCGUCGUUUUCGUGGUACAUAAUUUUAAAUAAUCUAUUCGUAAUAGAGCCAAAUACUCUAGAAAUUACACCAUUAAUCUGCCGGUUACCGGAGGAGGAACAAUUCACUUGUACCGCUUUGGACUCUACAUUUUUGAGGUUAUAUUGUUUGUUUUGGAAGUGGAAUUAUCUAAAUAAGAUGGUUUGUGAGAAAUGCGAAAAGAAACUAGGUCGUGUGAUCACGCCAGACCCGUGGAAAGCUGGCGCGAGGAAUACUGUGGAGUCUGGCGGCAGAAAAGUUGGUGAAAACAAGGCUUUGACAGCGAAAAAAGGGCGGUUCAACCCUUACACUGCGAAGUUCCAGGAAUGCAAGAUUUGCCGAUGUAAAGUUCACCAAGUCGGCUCACAUUACUGCCAAGCGUGUGCGUACAAGAAAGGCAUCUGUGCAAUGUGCGGCAAGAAGAUAUUGGACACAAAGAACUAUCGGCAGAGCUCUACGUAACUGGCAAUAUUAGUGUACCUACUUUAAGAUUGUAUAAAUUGUUUGGUUAGUAAGCAAUUGUGUACUUUUUAUAUAAUGUGGGUUUUACCAACACUUGAGCAAUAAUUGAGAUGUUUCUAAUUAUAAGGAUUUUAUAUACUCAAAAUAUGGGAUCUUUCCAAUACGAUUAAGCAGGAUAUCAGAUGUACGUUUGAAUAAGAAACAUAGUUACCUCUUUUGUGGUCUUAUUAUGGUACAACUGAAGUCCUGAUCAAAAUGUGUUAUUAAAAGAGCCCUAUGAUCAUAAUAUUACCAUGAAUUACGCCUACUCUGAAUCCCGCUGCCGCGCCGCCGGCGAAAUUAUGCUUUGACGAAUCGUGUGCAGGAGCGCUAAAGGCAACAGCAUCCAGGUCAUGAUUGCGAGCAGGUUAGAUUGUGUGUAUGGCCUAUGGAAUGAAGCAGGGAUGACUUAUAUGCCUAAAGCUUAAUUAUGGGAUUUGAAAUUGAAAUUAAUGACAUAAGAGUAGGCGCACACCGUUGAUUUUUAGUUGGUCGAUAGUUGUGCCCGAU